Molecule: messenger RNA, 1062 nt
Organism: Zootoca vivipara (common lizard)
Lineage: Eukaryota; Metazoa; Chordata; Lepidosauria; Squamata; Lacertidae
Source: RefSeq, a predicted model, not a curated record
CUAAAAAAAAGGAAAAAAAGUGGAAACUUUUUUUUUUUACCCCUCUCUGUCCAUUUCACCAAGUCCUGAAAAAUCAGAAUGGAAUUAGAGAAAAACUACACGACUCCCAGGACUGGCAGAUCAGGACAUGGAGGAGUGAAUCAGUUAGGGGGUGUUUUUGUGAACGGUCGACCACUCCCUGACGUAGUCCGCCAAAGGAUUGUGGAACUUGCCCAUCAAGGUGUCAGACCCUGCGACAUUUCCAGGCAACUACGGGUCAGCCAUGGCUGUGUCAGCAAAAUUCUUGGCAGGUACUAUGAGACUGGAAGCAUUAAGCCUGGAGUUAUUGGGGGGUCAAAACCAAAGGUCGCCACACCCAAAGUAGUAGAAAAGAUUGCAGAAUAUAAACGCCAAAACCCCACCAUGUUUGCCUGGGAGAUCAGGGACAGGCUUUUAGCAGAGCGAGUAUGUGACAACGACACAGUACCCAGCGUUAGCUCAAUUAACAGGAUUAUACGGACAAAGGUACAGCAACCACCCAACCAGCAAGUCCCAGCCUCCAGUCACAGCAUAGCUUCCACGGGCUCCGUGACACAAGUGUCCUCAGUAAGCACAGACUCAGCAGGCUCCUCCUACUCCAUUAGUGGAAUUCUGGGAAUUACAUCUCCCAGUGCUGAAAGCAACAAACGCAAAAGAGAUGAAGGCAUUCAGGAGUCUCCAGUACCAAAUGGCCAUUCUCUUCCGGGUAGAGACUUCCUUCGGAAACAAAUGCGGGGAGAUCUUUUCACCCAGCAGCAGCUAGAAGUGUUGGAUCGAGUCUUUGAAAGACAGCAUUAUUCUGAUAUCUUCACAACAACUGAACCCAUCAAACCAGAGCAGUCAACAGAAUACUCAGCCAUGGCAUCACUAACUGGUGGAUUAGAUGAUAUGAAGGCUAAUUUAACAAGCCCUACUGCAGCAGAAAUAGGAGCCAGUGUUCCAGGUCCACAAUCAUAUCCUAUUGUGACAGGUAAGGAAAACUAGAUGCUCUACCAAGAGCAUGUUAUCAAUGGACAUACUGUAUGAAAUGGCAAGUGGGAGAAG